Molecule: messenger RNA, 657 nt
Organism: Fomitiporia mediterranea MF3/22
Lineage: Eukaryota; Fungi; Basidiomycota; Agaricomycetes; Hymenochaetales; Hymenochaetaceae
Exons: 3
Coding region: 1-657 (218 amino acids)
Source: RefSeq, a predicted model, not a curated record
AUGUCAAACCCAUCGCUCACCCACAGCAAUCCGUACAUCCAAGGUGGUUGGGAUGCUGAGAACUCAUGGCCCAACGAUGGCUCUUUUGUUCCAGGUUCACCACGCUCAGCAAGCUGGGUGCCCGCCCAGACAGCGUACGGGGUGCUCCCUCUCGCCGCAACACCAGGUGCCCUUCCCCCGGGUCUCCUGGGUGCGCCGAUCACCUUCCGCUUCAUGGCGUCGGGCAACCAGACUAACCUGGCGUUCGUGGGCCCGAACUAUCGAGCAUGCUACCGCAUCCGAACAACCGCCACCCAUUCGGUCAUCUCAGUUCCGCAAGGCACCCUGGCCACGAUCUGCUGGACAGGCCUUGAACCUACGGCUGAACGCGGUGGAAGAGUACUUCGUGCCUCGGAGUUCCUGCGCGAGGCCCGCGAUGCACAAGGACGAAGAAUCAAACUCAUGAACGUUGAUGGACGCGAGUACGCAUGGACGUACGAUGAGAAAGGUUUCUACAUCCAUCCCGCAAACAACAUGGCCCAGAUCCUGGGUUUUGUCUAUAAUAGCUACGGAGUUGAGCUGAAAGUCGUCCCCCAUGGCCUCUCUGCAGAGAUGCUGAACUGCAUCGUCAUUGCUGUUUCCAUGAUGCAAGGCAAGAUGUUUGUCGGACUACACUAA